CAUCUUACCAAUCAAGUCAAAGUUUCUUCGUUGAGUAUUUUUCUUUUCUAUUCUUAUCAAUGGCUUCAUCUGCCAUGUCUCUCCAAUCUGUGUCUAUGACAAUGACAAAUCUUAACAAUCACUCCUGUUUUCAGCGAAGCUCUCUUCUUGGUUUCUCUAAAUCCUUUCAGAAUCUUGGUAUCUUGUCUAACGGUCCGGAUUUCUACUCACGAUCAAGUUUCACUCUCAAGAAGAACCUCACUCCUUAUCGAGCUCUCUCCCAAAACGGGAAUAUUGAAAACUCCAGACCAAGUAAAGUUCAAGAACUAAGCAUGUACGAACUCAACGAAUUAGAUAGACACAGCCCAAAAAUUCUUAAAAACGCUAUGAGCCUAAUUUUCGGUCUCGGAGACCUCGUCCCAUUCACAAACAAACUCUACAUCGGCGACCUCAAAAAGCGCGUUGGCAUCACGGCCGGUCUGUGCGUGGUGAUCGAACACGUUCCCGAAAAGAACGGUGACAGAUUCGAAGCCACUUACAACUUCUACUUCGGAGACUACGGCCACUUGUCAGUACAAGGACCGUACUUGACUUACGAGGACUCGUUCUUGGCCAUCACUGGUGGCACAGGAGUCUUCGAAGGUGCGCACGGACAGGUUAAGCUUCAACAGCUUGUGUACCCGACAAAACUGUUCUACACUUUUUACCUUAGAGGGUUGGCCAAUGAUUUGCCGGACGAGCUCACCGGAACGCCGGUUCCUCCGUCUAAAGACGUGAAACCGGCGGCGGAAGCUAAGGCCCUGGAGCUUAGCAGAGUUAUAUGUAACUAUACUAAUUAAUUCCUGAUAUUAGUCCUAUGUUUAAUCUCUUGUAUUAAUAGAUUCAUUAGGGAUUAUCUACUUGUCAUAUUCCUUUUUUGUCGCCGCCAAUAAAUUAUAUAUAGAAAUAAUUAGUAAAGUAGAUACUUUUUCGAAAUAAUUUGGAAAGUAGACACUUUUUAAAACAAA
Messenger RNA from Camelina sativa (false flax), 986 nucleotides. Its product is annotated as allene oxide cyclase 2, chloroplastic-like. Gene Ontology annotation, biological process: jasmonic acid biosynthetic process. NCBI's taxonomy places the organism in Eukaryota, Viridiplantae, Streptophyta, Magnoliopsida, Brassicales, Brassicaceae. Gene Ontology annotation, molecular function: allene-oxide cyclase activity. The record is from RefSeq and is a predicted model, not a curated record.